AUGAUGAUUGCCUAUCCAGAAACGGAACAAUUUCGUUCAGUGAUUGAAAAGAUCACCAGGAAUCCGUCUCGAUAUAAAAUUGAACAUGGUAAAUCAUUUCCGGUAUUGAAGUUCAUCGGCACAGUCAAAUUACACGGCACUAAUGCAGCGAUCGUUUAUCAGAAAGACUUUGAACAUUAUUGUCAAUCUCGGAAUAACAUUAUUACACCCGAGAUGGACAAUGCUGGGUUUGCUCGCUUUAUGUACUCAUUAGCGAAAAGGUUCCUUAUGGAAAAAGUUCUUCCUGAUUGUCCAGUCUUUCGCAAACAUUUCGAGUGCGGAAACAACAUUGUUAUCUACGGCGAAUGGUGCGGAGGAAAUAUUCAGAAAAAUGUGGCCAUUCAGGGUCUCGCGAGAAUGUUUGUUAUCUUUAAGAUCAGAGUCGGAAAUUCAAAGGCCCCGCUCUGGCUCGAUCCAAAAGAGUGGUCGAAUCUUCGAUGGCCUGAACAGUCAAUCUUCAAUAUUCAUGAUUUCCCCACGUACGAAAUUCCGAUCGAUUUCAAUCAGCCCAAACUUUCUCAAAAUAAACUUACUGAAAUCACCGAAGCAGUCGAACAAGAAUGUCCAGUCGGUGCACAUUUUAAUAGAAACGGCGCUGGCGAGGGCGUGGUGUGGACGGAAUGGACGCAGUCGCGAGGUCUUCUGACAUUCAAAGUCAAAGGAAAAGAGCAUUCGGUGAGAAAAGUUAGCCAGCUUGCAUCGGUCGAGACGGAAAAAUUUACCAGUCUUUUUGAGUUUGUCGAGUAUGCCUGUACGGAAAAUCGCAUGCAACAAGCAGUUGACUAUUUAUAUGAACAACAGUUAACCAUUGAAAUGGAAAAUGUCGAAACGUUUCUGCGAUGGCUCACAGCUGAUAUCAUCAAAGAAGAAUCGGACACAAUGAACGAUUCAAAUAUAAACUCGAAAGAUGUCGGCUGUGCGAUUACCGACAAAGCCACAGCCUGGUUUCAAGAUCAAUUGUACUUGUACGUUGAGCAAUGA
Molecule: messenger RNA, 1020 nt
Organism: Didymodactylos carnosus
Lineage: Eukaryota; Metazoa; Rotifera; Eurotatoria; Philodinida; Philodinidae
Source: the annotation of a GenBank genome assembly